GUUUCUUUUUAAGCUUCUUAACUUUUUUUUUUUUUUCUUCCUCAUUGCAAGAAUCACUGUCCUGUCCUCUCUUCCCCCGUGAGGUGAUUCACUACUAAUCUAUCUACAACCUCUUCCAUCACCUCCUCCUCCUCCCCCCAUAUCUUCCCACCCGCAUUUCCUCUCCUCUCAUUUCCCCGCUGCGGAUCCUCCCGCCUUCUCCUCCAUCACCAUGCCUAUGCUCAAGGACCCCUCCCAGAAAUACAAGCGCUUUCAGCCCCUCCAUCUUCCCGACCGCCAAUGGCCCAACAAGACCAUCGACAACCCACCCCGGUGGCUGGCCACCGAUUUGCGUGAUGGCAACCAGAGUCUGCCCGAUCCUAUGGAUGGACAACAAAAACUCCGCUUCUUCAAGAUGCUCGUCGACAUUGGCUACAAGGAAAUCGAAGUCUCUUUCCCCUCUGCUUCGCAAACCGACUUCGACUUCACCCGUAGCUUGGUCGAGACCCCCGGUCUGUGCCCCGAUGAUGUCUGGCUUCAGGUCCUCUCCCCCUGCAGAGAAGAUCUGAUCCGUCGUACGGUCGAUUCCCUGAAGGGUGCCAAGAAGGCUAUUCUGCACAUCUACCUGGCUACCAGCCCCUGCUUCCGUCGCAUUGUUUUCAACAUGGACAAGCAGAAGAGUUUGGAAAUGGCCGUGCGCUGCACCAAGUAUGCUCGCUCAAUCACCAAGGAUGACCCGUCGACUGCUGGAACCGAAUGGCACUUUGAGUUCUCCCCCGAGACCUUCUCCGACACCGAGCCCGAGUUCGCUGCUCAAGUCUGUGAAGCUGUCAAGGAGGCGUGGGAGCCCACGGAGAAGGACCCCAUCAUCUUCAACUUGCCGGCAACGGUAGAGAUGUCCACCCCCAACGUCUUCGCCGAUCAAGUUGAGUACUUCUGCCGCAAUGUCUCUGAGCGCGAGAAGUAUGUCGUGUCCAUCCAUCCCCACAAUGAUCGUGGCUGCGCCAUUGCCGCUGCCGAACUCGCCCAGAUGGCCGGUGCCCAGCGUGUCGAAGGAACCCUGUUCGGAAACGGUGAGCGGACGGGUAACGUGGACCUGGUCACCUUGGCUCUGAACUUGUAUACCCAGGGUAUCUCCCCCAAGGUGGACUUCUCCGAUAUCAAUGCAGUCAUCAAGGUGGUCGAGGAAAGCAACAAGAUCCCCGUCAACGAGAGAUGGCCCUAUGGUGGUCAGCUGGUCGUCUGCGCCUUCAGUGGCAGUCACCAGGAUGCCAUCAAGAAGGGAUUCAAGCUGCGCGAGACCGCCGGCCCCGAUACCAAGUGGGAGAUCCCCUACCUCCCCUUGGACCCCGAGGACAUUGGCCGGAACUACGAGGCCGUCAUUCGUGUCAACUCCCAGAGUGGCAAGGGUGGUGCCGCCUGGGUCAUCUUGCGCAGUCUGGAGCUGGAUCUCCCGCGCGCCCUGCAGGUCGAGUUCAGCAAGAUCGUGCAGCGCAGAACCGAAGAAGUCAGCCGCGAGCUGCGUCCCUCCGAAGUUGUCGAGCUCUUCCAGGAAGCCUACCACCUCAAGUCCAACCCCCGCUUCAACCUGGUCGACUACAACAUCACCACGGAUCGUUCGCAGUCGCCUGCGCCUCCUGAGCCCGGCAAAGCCCUCAACACCAAGAACCUCAAGCGUCGCUUCACCGGUGUCAUCGAAAUCGACGGCAUCCAGCACGCCAUCACCGGUGUCGGUCCCGGUGCCAUCUCCUCCCUGGCCCACGCCCUGGCCACUCUGGGCAUCGAUCUCGACGUCGUCGACUACAAGGAGCACUCCAUCGGUCUGGGUCGUGAUGUCAAGGCUGCGACGUAUAUUCAGUGCACUGCAGCAGGCAGCAAGGAACAAGUCUGGGGUGUUGGUAUCCACCAGGAUGUGGUCCAGGCCAGUUUGAUUGCCCUGCUCAGCGCCGCCAGCUCUUUCCUGACCAGCCGCUCCGGCUCCCCCGCUCCCUUCCGCCCCAUCCGCUCCAACACCCUCACCGACGACGACCUCCAAGCUCUGGAGAUGCUGAACGGUCCCAACAAGCCCAAGGUCGACAUUGAAGCUCUGACCCAGCAGGCCGAGAGCCAGUAAAUUGUUCAUCUUACAUUAGCUAGCAUACAUCGGUUUCGCUGUCGUCGUCGUCGUCAUCUUCUACUUGCAUUAUAUCUCGGGUCCGUUUUUUUGGUUUCUGUUUUCUUUCAACAUUUUUCUUCUCGGGGUUUUUGGGAAGAGAAAAGUACGAAAAUUGUGUUUUUUUGUCAAGGAAAGACGUAUAUACGGAGAGGAGGUGGGAAUAAAGGGAAGGAAGACGAAAAGGAAGAAAGAAAGGAAGAAUUUUGCUUCGAUUUGUACAGAUUUAGGAAUGACGUG
Molecule: messenger RNA, 2371 nt
Organism: Aspergillus costaricaensis CBS 115574
Lineage: Eukaryota; Fungi; Ascomycota; Eurotiomycetes; Eurotiales; Aspergillaceae
Product: 2-isopropylmalate synthase
Exons: 4
Coding region: 212-2092 (626 amino acids)
Biological process (GO): L-leucine biosynthetic process
Cellular component (GO): mitochondrion
Molecular function (GO): 2-isopropylmalate synthase activity
Source: RefSeq, a predicted model, not a curated record